This is a messenger RNA of Acanthoscelides obtectus, 2225 nucleotides long. Lineage: Eukaryota; Metazoa; Arthropoda; Insecta; Coleoptera; Chrysomelidae. The record is from the annotation of a GenBank genome assembly.
GUCUGUCAUCAACCGUCAAGCUGACAUCUUCAUUGAAUGUUCUUCUUCACUCUCCUGCUCAUCACACUGAAAGCAUCAUCGGCGCUGGGCGAUUGCGCCGAAGAAUGGCCAGAUUGCGACAAGGGCAGGAAUACAGUAUGUCAGCGAGAGGAAGACUGUAGCGCGGAAGAUGAAUGUGAGGCAGGUCCGAUGAACUACCAUAUUAGGAAGAAACUGGUGGACGUCCACAACCGGUUGAGGAAUCAGUUUGCAGGAGGUGAUCCCAAGAUGCGCUCCUUCAACGUAUCGAACAUGAUGGUUCUCAGCUAUGACAGUGACUUACAACACACGGCAGACUGCCACAUCAAUAGGUGCCAGUGGGGCCACGAUGAUUGCAGGUGGGUCUCAAAUAGCCUUUGUUAAUAAUAGAAUUUUACUUGCAAUGUGUGAUUUCCCAUGUUUCUGCUUGAUUGGAGUCCUUUUUGAUUGAUGAUAGAGAUGGUCUUGAGGAAAAGGCUAUAGAAUCUGCAAAACGAGAUGGACAUUCCUAAACAAAAAUAAUAUCGAAAAAGGAACUGAUAUUUGGAGAGACGAGCCGCUGUUGUUUCUAGAAGGACUAAGAGGAUCAAUGUUAGAGCUCAUUGCCAUGUUUCAACAAGAAACCAACACUCGUUGCCAAGGCGUCAGAGGCAUAUCACUUCGGUUUGCUAUCUUGAAGGCCAAGAACUUGCUACAGAAUUCAAAAAACCACGAAGAGAUAUCUUCAGAAGACAUGUUAAAUGAAAUCCCACGUCUAAGGAGCUUUUCACAAGCGCCAAACGUUCCUGGGGAAGAGGCUCUGGAGAGGAGUCCCUAGAGACUACUGCAGUUAGCGUUACGUUUCUCUGUGAGAGUAGUUUUUCUAAGCUGAGCUCGGCCCUCUGGCUUAGCCAUUUCAUUUACAAACAAAGAACCUGACGAAAAUCUCAAUUAUGCACAAGAACGCCUCGUACAUCUUACGAGUAGAAACCCACUGCCUGACAUAGACAACUGAAAUGCCAUUAAUGUGACUGCGACUGUCAAGUUGAUACCGAUCGAAAUUUUCCAAUGGAUCUCUAUGUUGUUCUCAUCUUCCUCCUUCUGGAGAUCUCGUUGGUGUUUGCGGGUUGCGAAGACGAAUGGCCAUCAUGUCACAAAGGGCGAAACACGGUUUGCGAAAGAAACGAAGAAUGUGGCGCGCUAGGAAACUGUGAAACUGGUCCGAUGAAUCCUGAAACUAGGAAGAAGCUAGUGGACACCCACAACAUACUGAGGAAUCAGAUGGCCGGAGGUGAUCCAAAAAUGUCCUCGAUCAAAGCCGCCAACAUGAGGGUGCUGAGCUAUGAUACUGGAUUGCAACAUACUGCAGCAUGUCACAUAAACCGAUGCAAGUUUGAGCAUGAUAAGUGCAGGGGAACGAAGAAGUUCAAGACCGCAGGGCAAAACCUAUACAUGAGCACAGCCAGAUCGAGCGGCCAAAAGCUGGCGUUCUCGGACCCGCAAAAAUUCGCCCAAAACGGCGUCGAGUCCUGGUAUAGUGAAAUAGAAAUUGCCAAUCCAGCAGAUAUAGCAGAUACGUAUAAAUUCGUUCCAGGGACAGGGCACUGGACCCAGAUGAUAUGGGCCGAAACUACACACAUAGGUUGUUCCAUAUCCGGUCAAGCUGAAGGCGACGAAGCGUACUUAGCGUGUAACUACGGACCAGCUGGGAAUGUCGUAGGAAAAAAACUGGCGGAAAGGGGCACGCCUUGUUCUAAAUGUCCUGCAGAAAUUUCUUGCAACAAAGAUUAUCCUAAUCUUUGCGGCGCCGAAGAUGCAUCUGCGUUGAGUGCUGGCACAAAGCUAACGUAUAGUAUUGAAGAAACAUUGGCGUCUGUACUUGUAAAUUUCGCGUUGUAUAUUAUUUAGAUGUUCAUCGAAAUAAAGAUAGUUAAGGGCGCAUCGCGCAGUAUGGAGAUCGGAUUCACACUUGGCAGUCACAGGGCCACAAACAAUUUUGAUGGAUUUGCAAAACAUUGCUGUCAACAUCUUAAAUAUUAAAAAACCGUUUCAUUUCUUUAAGGAAUGGGCAAUGCACAAUUUAAAGAUUGGAUGUACACUUGAUUUUUGUUAUUCUGAUCAUUGCAUUUUUUGAGACAAUAGCCAAUAUCAGGCGUAGUGACGAUGUUGAUUUCAUAUCACAACAAAAUCCAUACUGCGUAAGGUGGCCUUAACGUUUUACAACUUAA